This is a messenger RNA of Rhizophagus irregularis DAOM 181602=DAOM 197198, 2148 nucleotides long. The record is from RefSeq and is a predicted model, not a curated record. NCBI's taxonomy places the organism in Eukaryota, Fungi, Glomeromycota, Glomeromycetes, Glomerales, Glomeraceae.
AUGGAACAACAAGAUAUAACCGCCGCCGCCUUUGUGGACUGGGCGAACACUUUUGAAAAUGUACGUCCAAUUACUUUAAGCGAACUUUCCGAUUGCAAUGUAUUGAUUGAUAUAGUUGUAAACAUCGAUCCAAAAUGGUUUAAACUGCUUUCUCGGAGUAAUGAUGAUAAUUGGGUGAUGAAAAUCAAUAAACUCAAAAAAUUACACUUACUCCUUACACGAUAUUAUGAGGAAAACCUUGGAUAUACGAAUAUUAAAAAUCUUGAAGCUCCAAAUUUUAAUGCUAUUGCAAAAGAAAAUAACUUAGUCGAGACAAUGAAGCUAUACUCGUUAAUUGUAACAUUGGCCGUAACUUAUAAAGAUAAGGCGGGACAAAUUACAAAAAUUCAACACUUAAGUCCAAAAUCUCAACAGGGUUUGAUGUUGACUAUUGAAGGGGUUAUGAAUAAAUUGGGUGAACCUAUUUCCGAAGGACCGCCAAGAAAGUCGUCAUUCGACGUAGAAGGUGAACUAAAACAAGUCAAUGCGGAUCUAGAAAAAAUCAAGUCUGAGAAAGAAGCUCUAGAAAAAGCAUACAGAGCUUCACUGGAUGAACGUGAAAAUUUGACUAAUCAACGUGACGACUUACGGGCAGAAGUAGAAGAUUUGAAUCAGAAGCUGAAAGAUAUGGAAACUGCUUUAGACCAUUCUACACAAACCGGAAAAGCAGACUUUGUUUUGAGAACAGAAAUUGACAGACUUCAGAAUGAAUUGCAAAUCGAAACACUUACUGAACAAGCAAAUGAAACUGCGAAAUUAAAAGACCAACUUGACGAGUACAGACAUGCUGCUGACAAACUCAAGAAAACAGAAAAUGUUAUUGAAAAAUAUAAGAAGAAAUUAGAAGAAGGGGCGGAUUUACGGCGAACUUUGAAGAAUGCAGAACAAGAAAAUCGCACACUCAUUGACCGUAACCAAUUUAUUGAAGAAGAAUACAAUAAAGUAAUUAAAUUCAAAUCAUUAAUGGAAGACUAUAAAAAACAAAUUGACCUACUUCAGACUGAAAAGACUGAAUUAGUCAAUCAAAAGAAUAAAUUCGAGUACGAAUAUAAACACAUGAGGUCAAAAAUUGAAUCGUACGAGAUGGCUCAUUCACGUGAUAUGGAAACUAUACAUUUAUUGGAAGAUCGAUUACGGGAAUUAGAGUUAGGUGAAGGAGAGCCUCUAAAAUUAGAUGAUGAUGAUGAAAAGGUUGAACCAGACGAAAUUGAUCAACAUAUCGAAGAAACUGAACUUUUUGAAGCCCUUAAAGGCACCACAAAGACAAGUUUGAGAUUGAAAAUCAACGAACUUGAACGCGAAUUAAAUAGUUUACGCGAGGGUAAGAAUCUAGAUGAAAAUUCUGACGCUGAACUUCUAGUAUUACAACAUAAGCUUGAAGACGCUAAUCGCAUUAAGGCUAAAUUCGAAACGGACUACGUUAAAGUCCAAAAGGAAAAACUUAUAUUAGAAUCUGAACUUGAACGAUUGCAAGCUGAGAAAGGCAGUUCAUCUAAUGGUAUAAAUAAAAAUGAACCCAGGAAGGAACAAAAGGAAUUGUUGGAAACUAAGAAGCAUCUUCGAGAAACCCAGGCGAAAUUAGAACAAGCAGAAAAGGAUUUGGGUGAAAUCAGACCUGAUUCUAACGCCGAAGCUAGAAUCAAAGCAUUAGACACUGAAAAUGAGGAUUUGAGGCAUCGUAAUGAAGAACUGACUUCCCUCCUUCUGAAUUUAGAAGGUAAAAGUGAUGACGACCUCAGGAGCCAAAAUAUACUAUUGCACAAACAGGCUAAUGAAAAGACAAGGAAGCUUGAACAACUCAAGACUUUGGUUACUGGUCAACAUGAAAUAAUCGAGAAUUACAAAAAUGCACAAAAUUCGUUCGAAGCAGAAAGAGAAGCUCAUACUGCUGAAAUUAAACGCUUGGAGCAACUUCACAAGGAAGUAAAGGAGCAAUUACAAAAAGAAAUUAAUUUGAUCACAAGUGCUUGGUUCAAUAUAGGCACACGUAUUCAAGGUGAUCAUGUGUUCUUGCAAAGGCAAGGACCUCAAUCUUUCCUUAAUCAACAACGUUUAAUUCUUGACACUCAGGCGCUUGAAUUGUUGGAACUUAUCGCAAAAGCACAUUGA